Biomphalaria glabrata is the source of this 1414-nucleotide messenger RNA. RefSeq lists its product as uncharacterized. The coding region runs from base 121 to 1146 and encodes 341 amino acids. The record is from RefSeq and is a predicted model, not a curated record. The transcript has 8 exons. NCBI's taxonomy places the organism in Eukaryota, Metazoa, Mollusca, Gastropoda, Planorbidae.
GUUCUGUAAUAGACACAAAAAAGGUGAAGAAAAAGACACUUACAAUUUUCUGAAAAUAUUCCAAUCGUUUUAUGAUAAUAACUUAAAAACAAGAUUCAAUUUUGGAAAAAAAAAUCUAAUAUGAUAGUUUGUUUUAGAAAGAGUAUGUCAAUAAAGCGUUUCUUUGUUCAGCUUUGCUCAUAUUUAUUUUGUUUAAAACUGUUGGCUGCCGAUGUAAAUAUAACAUCAAAGUGUGAAUCUGGUGAGGAAGGCGGCAAUGCAGAAAUAUACUUUGACGCCGAGAUGACCGACAAGGUAGACAAAACCACGAUUAUAUUUGUAGUUGAUGAAUCUUUGAAUGUCACUGAAGUGGUCUCUUGUACGAUCUCUCAAAACUGUAUUAACACAAAAAGAUCAAUAAGAUUUAUCAAUGUAACUGCAAAUUUGACAGAGUCGCCACAGGGACCAAAGAAAUGGAUAAGAAUAUUUGUUCAAAAUAUAUCAAAUUUGUAUGCAGGCACUUGGGGAAUAAAGUUUACGAUUAACAGUAAUGUCAUCGUUUCUGGAAACUGCAGCUUCGAGGUUUUUAGGCAUAACUCAACUUGCAACACAUCAUUAACUUCCCUUGAAAUCUCAACAAUAAAUCAGUCAGCAUUUAUGGUCAAAAGGCAAGACACUGUGAAUGCUGUAAUCGCAAUAGUUCUUGUGAUUGUAAUGAUAGCAGCUCUAGUCCUCCUACUUAGAAGAACAGAUUGCUGUCGUCCUUUGGGAAAUACCGUGUUACUUAAAUGUAUGAAUUAUAAAGAAAACUAUUAUAAAGUUGUAUCAAUAAGCAAUAAUGGUAUUUACAACUUGAAAGAAACGCAGGAAACACGACAUUCUCUUGGUAUUGUACCAAGUGACCAAAGCGAUGUUGAUAAAGAUGGGAGUACAAAAAGUACAAGAACACGACAAACUGAAGAACGAUACUAUUCAUACUGCAAUCUUAACAGAUGUUCCUCAUCUCCAAACUCAUUGUCCGUAUCAGACAACGACAGACAACGACAGACAAAUAAACAAACACUUAUUUCACCCUGUGCGAUUAACACAGGAUUACAGAGUUAUCAAUUUAGCAAAACGCCCACGAAGAAGGCUAACGAACUCGGUGCAAUAACUAGACAUCUAUAAUGAAGUAAUUGUUUAUAUAAGUAAUGUUUAAUAUUGUGUUCUGAUCAUUGGAGACGUAUACACUUAUUUCUGUUUUCAUCUCUGAAGAGAAAAAAAAUAUGGCAACUUGAAAGCUACUUUCACUUUGACGUUUUAAUUAUAAUAGAUAUUGAAUAGGUAUUAAAUAAAGAAAAAUGUAUUAAAGUUUUUUUUAUUAUUUUUUAUUAUUAAAUGUAUUUUUGUACAAACAUUAUUUCAUUGCUCAAUAAAUUGUCGAGAUGUAAUUAAA